GCUCAAAAAAACAACAUUUCUUAUUCAUUUCUUAUUUUAGGUUAGUGAAUGCACACAUGUGUCUAAUAUUAUUAUAAUUAUAUUAUCUGUUACUAAUGAAGUAGAAUUACACAAUAUAGAAGAGGAUAAACAAUAUGGAAAAUUCUGAAAAUUUAAACUUUUCAAAGGUGCAGGAAAAUAUGACUUUAAACGACUAUAUAAAGGAUGGUUUUAAAGUAAUGGUUGAGGCCACAAGAUCUUCUAAUUCUUUACCAGGAAGAGAUGACUGGGCAUACUACAGUAUAAAUGAUAAUUUCAAAAAGUGCAUGGAAAAUGAAAGCGAGAGAAUUUUGCAAAUCAUGAAUCGUUUACUACGCAAACAAGAGAUUGAAGAGAAUAUUCGGAAUCGUGACGUACAAGAGAAAACUGAACUAAUUAUUGAAGCAAAUGAUACUGUAUUAGAGAAAGUUGCUAAUAAUAUUGAUGAGCUAAAUGGCAUUAGAAGGAAACCAUCACAACUAGUUGAAUUACAAACAAUCACUGCACAAUUACCUAUUAAUGGAUCAUGGAACAGAUUAAAUAAAGCAUCAUUUGCUAUGAAUUCAUCUUCCUUUUCCCAACAACAAGCACAGUUAAAGUCAGUAACAUUAUUAGCAGCAAGAAAUAUUGUAAAGCCACAAAAUUUUUUUAAAGAUAAAAUUGACAACAGUAAUGAUAAUCCGUGGAUGCCAAGAAUUAAAGAAAAACCAAACUCUUUGAAACCUUUAGCAAUUUUCUUGGAAGAAAGUGAAUUUGGAGAUACAUACUCACAUCCUUAUGAGUUUGAAUUGGAAAGAUUUACUCCUAUCCCAGAACAGCUUAUUCAAACUGAAGCAGUAUUUCCAAAACUAAUUGAAGAAACCCCAUUGUAUGAAGUUAAUACUCCUGGCGAAUUAAACAACAUGUUGGAAGAUUUAUAUAAACAUACAGAGAUAGCAAUUGAUUUAGAGCAUCAUUCAUAUAGGUCUUUUAUGGGAAUUACUUGUCUUAUGCAAAUAUCUACUUGUAAUGCUGAUUAUAUAAUUGAUACAUUAGCUCUUAGAGAUAAAUUGUAUAUUCUUAAUGAAGUAUUCACAAACCCAUCUAUUGUAAAGAUUUUCCAUGGAGCUAUCUCAGAUAUAGAAUGGUUGCAACGGGACCUCUCUUUGUAUAUUGUGAACAUGUUUGAUACACAUUUUGCAUCCAAAGAAUUGGGAUAUACAGGACUUUCAUUAAGUUACUUAUUGACAAAGUUCUGUAACAUUAAACCUAAUAAGCAUUUUCAGUUAGCAGAUUGGAGAAUUCGGCCUUUGCCAGAUGAAUUGAAAACUUAUGCUAGAAUGGACACACAUUAUCUUAUUUAUAUCUAUCGUAUGCUGAAAAAUGAACUUUUACAAAAGGCAAAUGGCAAGGACAAUUUGCUAAAGUCUGUGAUUCAUAAAGGAACACAGCUGUGUUCAAAGAGAUAUAUUAAACCUCUUUUAAAAGAAGAUAGCCAUUUAGAGUUUUAUCGCAAAAGUAAAAGGAUAUUUGAUAAUCGUCAAAUGUACGCACUAAAAGAAUUGUACCGCUGGCGAGAUAAAAUAGCAAGAGAAGAAGAUGAAAGUACUGGGUAUGUUUUACCCAAUCAUAUGCUAUUAAAAAUAUCUGAAAAGUUACCUCGUGAAAUGCAAGGAAUUCUUGCUUGUUGCAACCCUAUACCAGUUCUUGUAAGGUCCAAUUUAUUACAGUUACAUCAAUUUAUUCUAAAAGCUAGAGAACAACCAACAAUAAAGCCAAUAUUAAAAGAAGGCAAUAGAAGUCGAGGAAGUACUCAAAAAAUAUUUAAAACCAAUAUAGAAAGUCCUCUUCAUUGCCCCCAUGAUUUGUCAAAACAGCAAGAAUUUAGAGACGAUUUACCAAUAUUACUUUCAAGUUGUUCAGAUAAAAUUCAAGCCACAAAUAUAGAGGAAGUUACAGCAGAAUUAUUGAUUGAGAAAAAGCAACCAUCGAUAUCGAUUUUUGCUACUGACGGAUUUGAUGAUGCUAUUAAGUCUCGCCUUAAGAUGAAAAACUUGAAAUUUUUGGGUCCAUUUGAUAGAUACCAAUUGGUUAAACCUUACAUAGCUGCAGAAGAAGCUAAGGAAACGGCAAAGAAGGCAGAAGCUAGUGCAGAAUGUAAUGACCGUACAGACGAGGAACGAAUCGCGGCUUUGCAUGAACAUUUCAAAUCUGUCUCACAACUCGUCCCUCAAAAAUUAUCAUCUGAAGAACAGUCAGCUUCCAAUGCAAUGUUUGUUAAUUUAAAUCCUCCAGUGAAAGUAAUAAAUAAGAUAAAACAGAAAAAAUCAUUGGUAAAGAUGGGUGGAAGAAAAAGAAGACGAGAAGAAGUAGAAGAACAAGAUAAUUACAAUGGAGCUGAAGCAAAAAGUUCAAUGAUUACGCCUGUACCAUUUAUAAAGCCAUUUAAAGAUUCAAACACCAACAAGAAACGGUUUAGAAAGCGUAAACGAAAAAAUAAUGACAGUAAUUUGCAAUUUGAAGACCAACAGUAUCCGCCUCAAAAACGACAGAAACAAAAUAAUCAACCACAAAACCAAAAUAUUAACCAACAACAAAUGAAUACCUGCGACAAAGGCAAAUCAUCGCAAAACAAGGCUAAAAAGACUCGUGCUCAAUUUUUCAAAGACAAACAGAAAAAGGUGCAGAGAUCUAUGAAUGACAGUCAAAGUAUACAGGGAAAUUUGAGGAACGAAAGAAAAAACUUUAACAAUCCAUCCUUUGGAAAAGGAAGAAAAGAGGACAAUUUCAGGCCUUUUGAUUAUGCUUCUGUAGAUUAUUCACAAUUUAAGACUAAUGAUAUGAUUCCUAACAGAAAUCAAUUCAAAACUAAAUUCAAAGGGAAGGUAAGUAUUUCAACUUAUUAAUGAAUAAAUAAAA
Molecule: messenger RNA, 2916 nt
Organism: Agrilus planipennis (emerald ash borer)
Lineage: Eukaryota; Metazoa; Arthropoda; Insecta; Coleoptera; Buprestidae
Gene: Rrp6
Product: exosome component 10
Exons: 11
Coding region: 135-2903 (922 amino acids)
Biological process (GO): nuclear polyadenylation-dependent antisense transcript catabolic process; poly(A)-dependent snoRNA 3'-end processing; TRAMP-dependent tRNA surveillance pathway
Cellular component (GO): nuclear exosome (RNase complex); nucleolus
Molecular function (GO): nucleotide binding; nucleic acid binding; 3'-5'-RNA exonuclease activity
Source: RefSeq, a predicted model, not a curated record